GAGGUGUGGGAUGAGAACACCGGCUGCUACUAUUACUGGAACACCCAGAGCAACGAGGUGACCUGGGAGCUGCCGCAAUACCUGGCGACGCAGGUCCAGGGCCUGCAGCACUACCAGCACAGCAGCGCUGUGGCAGGGGGCCACUACGGCAGCUUCGUAGCUGCUGCUGAGCUGUACCCCCAGGAGAAAGGAGCCGCCCCGGGCAGCGUUGGCCGUGGGGCCAGCAUCGUCAAGCGGGAGGUGAAGAAGGAAGUGAACGAAGGCGUGCAGGCCCUCUCCAACAGCGAGGAGGAGAAGAAAGGGGUGGCCGCAGCCCUCCUGGCACCGCUCCUGUCCGACGUGGUGAAGGAGGAAGAGGAGCGCUGGAGGAGAAAGGUGAUCUGCAAAGAGGAGGUUGAGCCGCCACCAGAAGAAGAGGCGAAAGCAGAAGAGGCGGCAGCUGCUCCCGAAGAGCCGGAGCCCGGCAGGGAUCCCCUGGAAGACACGUUGCAGGAGGAUCUGUGCAGCGUGGUGCAGUCGGGGGAGAGUGCUGAGGAAGAGGAGGAGCAAGACACCCUCGAGCUGGAGAUGGUGCUGGAGAGAAAGAAGGCGGAGCUGCGUGCCUUGGAGGAAGGCGACGGCAGUGUUUCAGGCUCCAGCCCGCUCUCCGAUGGGAGCCAGUCGGCCUCGCAGGAUGCAACCCGCAGGCUGGCCUCCAAGCGAGGGAAAUGGAAACUGUUUGUCGGAGCCGCCAGCCCCGAAUCUGCCAGUCGUGGCUCCAGCAAAACGGGCCGGGAGAGCCCGGAAGCGGGAGAAGCAGCAGCGAGCGCAGAAGCAGCUGAUGCAAAUUCAGACAAAGAGACGGAGUCUGAGGAGCCCCAGGAGAAAGCAAAAGUGCAAGGGGCACCAAAAAUAGAAGAGGAGGAGCAGGACCUAAAG
Pelecanus crispus (Dalmatian pelican) is the source of this 918-nucleotide messenger RNA. The record is from RefSeq and is a predicted model, not a curated record. Lineage: Eukaryota; Metazoa; Chordata; Aves; Pelecaniformes; Pelecanidae.